GCCACGAGUUUGAAAAAGUCUAUGUUUCCACUUUCCAGUUCCUCCCUGCGGCACGGAAGCAAGAUGUAACAUUUUCUGAGAGUCCCUUCGUCAUCAGAAUCCAUAAAAUCAUCCAAUCUCUAAGAUACUAUAUUAUAUACAACACCAAAUUAAUUAUAAAGAAAAAGCAAAUGGGCUCGAUCGCGCUUUCGCCAUGGGCUAAUGCUCUGGUUCUUCUCCAUCAUCGGCAUCAGGCGCCUUCUGUGCUUUCUUCCUACCGUGGCUGCCACGGAGGACCCUCGGCUCUCGCUGCUUCUCUCUCCGAACAACGUCGUUCCCAGCUCUCGAACCGCGUGUCAGGACUCCGAGGACCGGUGGUUACCGCUUUCGCCCGCGCUAGCGUCACAAACUCCGUACCGUCUAGAAGUGGAGCAUAUACAGUUGGUGAUUUUAUGACAAAGAGGGAGGAUUUACACGUUGUAAAUCCUACAACAACUGUUGAUGAAGCAUUGAAGGCUCUAGUGGAGAAGAGAAUAACUGGUUUUCCUGUGAUUGAUGAUGACUGGAUAUUGGUUGGUGUUGUUUCAGACUAUGACUUGUUAGCACUUGACUCAAUAUCAGGUGGCAGUCAAAGUGACACAAGUCUGUUCCCUGAUGUUGAUAGCACGUGGAAAGCAUUCAAUCAGAUACAGAACCUGCUCAGUAAAACUAAUGGCAAGGUUGUUGGCGACUUGAUGACACCUGCUCCGCUUAUUGUUCGUGAAUCCACCAAUCUGGAAGAUGCCGCUAGGUUGUUACUUGAAACAAAAUAUCGUCGACUGCCUGUAGUAGAUGGUGAUGGUAAGCUGGUUGGGCUAUUAACAAGGGGAAAUGUUGUUAGAGCUGCUCUUCAGAUGAAACGUGCCGGCUUAACGUCGGCAUAGUUUGGAUCUCUAUGAAAAGCUGACACAAUGCAUGCAUCAUGAAAAAAAUCACAUCACAGUGGUGCAGUCUCUUAUUCCAGGUUUGUUUGUUUGGGCCAAGUAUAUCGUUUGCGGGAAGGUUUAUAAUUGUUGUCCUAGUAAUUUUUGUUGCCAAGUAAAGCAUCAAGUGGUAAGGGAUCGAUUGAUUACUGCCCUUAGACCUUACACCUUUUUGUUAUAUGCUGGUUUAUAGCAAGCUUGUGUCUGUAAUUUUCAGUUAAUAUUCUUUUUAGUGAGUUGAGAAAUAUUGGCUAGGAUGAGAAUUGACUUGGGCUGCGGCCUAAUCUGACUUUUGUGUUGUAAUUAUUAUUUCUGUUAUAAAGUAAACUGUUACGAGAGUAUGUGCUCAGUUUGUU
This is a messenger RNA of Alnus glutinosa, 1297 nucleotides long. Its product is annotated as CBS domain-containing protein CBSX2, chloroplastic-like. The record is from RefSeq and is a predicted model, not a curated record. Lineage: Eukaryota; Viridiplantae; Streptophyta; Magnoliopsida; Fagales; Betulaceae. The transcript has 8 exons. The coding region runs from base 171 to 902 and encodes 243 amino acids.